Molecule: messenger RNA, 1572 nt
Organism: Varanus komodoensis (Komodo dragon)
Lineage: Eukaryota; Metazoa; Chordata; Lepidosauria; Squamata; Varanidae
Gene: GDPGP1
Product: GDP-D-glucose phosphorylase 1
Exons: 2
Coding region: 160-1308 (382 amino acids)
Biological process (GO): glucose metabolic process
Cellular component (GO): cytoplasm
Molecular function (GO): GDP-D-glucose phosphorylase activity
Source: RefSeq, a predicted model, not a curated record
ACCGGAGCGGGCCGUUCCCCGGGCUCCCGCCAGCCAUUCCCCGCGGCGCCCGGGCUCCCCGCCAGUACUCACAGCAGGAUCUCCGGCUUGCUGAGGAAGGUCAGCUCCUGCAAAGAGGCGAGCGCGAGACCUGCGGUGCAAUCUCAGCUCAUCUCCAGCAUGGCAACAGGGCCAGGAAGCACAAGCCAGGAAGCACUUUCCCAGGAAAGGCCGGACCUCUCCUCUGUGGAGCAAUUUGUCUACUGCGAGGGGGACUUUGUGCGGCACGGCGUGAAGUGGCAGAGACACAGGCCCUGUGGGCCGGCCAGCCACCCCCAGUCCCACUUCGACAGAGUGCUGCAGCAGGGCUGGACAGACAGACAGCGUAGGGGGCUAUUCUGCUACCACCUGGGGGAGCUACAGACCCGGAUUCUGCCAGGCACCGUAGGGUUUGUCGCCCAGCUGAACAUUGAAAGGGGAAUAAAGAGAAGAAAGCCCCAGGAGAUCCAGAGCAUCAGGCAGCGUUUUGACCCCUGGCAGUUCAAUUUCAAUAGGAUCCAACCUGCGGAGGUUCUUUUCUGCAUGACUAGGGCCGGCGCUCCCUUGGCAGGGGGUGCUCAGCUGCCCGCUCCCUCCCCCUGCGUCUUCGUUGUGAUCAACGUCAGCCCCCUGCAGUUCGGGCACACGCUUCUUAUUCCUAGCCCGGCGCUCUUGUUGCCCCAGAUUCUCACGCCAGAGGUCCUUCGCUUUGGCCUGGAUGCCGUUCUGCUCAGCGCCCGUCCUGGAUUCCGCACUGGCUUCAACAGUCUUGGAGCCUUUGCCUCUGUCAAUCACCUGCACCUGCAUGGAUAUUACUUGGACUGGGAGCUGCUGGUGGAAACGGUUCCCUGCGAGCCCCUCCUGCCUGAAGCAAGCCUCUAUCUGCUGUGCGGGGUCCCAGCCCCAGGCUUCAUGUUUUACAGUGAUGGGCAGCAGUUGGAGAAGGUGACACAUCAAGUUUGCCAAGUCACCAACUAUCUGGUAAAGAAUGAGAUUGCACACAACCUGUUUAUUACCCGAGGGGCUCUACCAGAGGGGCCCAUUCAUUCAGCUGCUCGGCCAGGGAUCCGAGUCAUUGUCUGGGCUAGGAAAGCCUGCUUUGGUGUAAAAGAAGAGUCUGCAUUUAAUGUGGCACUUUGUGAGUUGGCCGGGCACCUGCCCAUCAAGACUGCCCAGGACUUUGAGGGCCUCACAGAGGCAUCAGCCAUUCACACAAUUCAGAAGUAUCUACUCCCAGAUUUUCAGUUUGCCCAGCUGCAGUGUGAGCUAGUGGACCUCCUCAAAGGGUGACCUCUCAAAGGUGAUGAUCUCAUUUUGGAUAUGCUGCUCAUUUCUGUCUCUUUGCUAUGGUUUGUUCUUUGCAAAGGGAGCCCUGCUGCCCACACAAAAGUGGUAGGAAGCCACAGUAAGGCAUUCAAGAUGCAGCUGCACAGCCAUCUGAGCGGGAUGGUUCAACCUGGAAACCUUCACUGAGCAGGGGGUUGGACCCAAUGGCUUUCCAGCUCUACUGCUCCAUAAUAUAUUGCUGGCCAAUAAAGCACAUGGUCAACUUGA